This is a messenger RNA of Pelobates fuscus (common spadefoot toad), 4610 nucleotides long. It is a transcript of the gene TRIM9, whose product is annotated as tripartite motif containing 9. Gene Ontology annotation, molecular function: zinc ion binding; protein binding. The transcript has 15 exons. Bases 1 to 2571 code for a protein of 856 amino acids. Lineage: Eukaryota; Metazoa; Chordata; Amphibia; Anura; Pelobatidae. Gene Ontology annotation, cellular component: cytoplasm. The record is from RefSeq and is a predicted model, not a curated record.
AUGGCAGAGAUGGAGGAAGAGCUGAAGUGCCCGGUGUGCGGCUCUCUGUACCGGGAGCCGAUCCUGCUGCCGUGCUCGCACUCGCUGUGCCUGGCCUGCGCCCGCCAUAUCCUGGUGCAGACCCCGGACUCGGAGCUCCCCCCCGGCCGCCGGGCCUCCGCGCUCUCCGACUAUGACUACCUGGACCUGGACAAGCUGAGCCUGUACAGCGAGGCGGACAGCGGCUACGGAUCGUACGGCGGGGGCGUGGCCAGCGCUCCCACCACGCCCUGCCAGAAAUCCCCCAACGGAGUGCGCGUCUUCCCGGCCCCGCCCCCAGCCCCGCCCCAGGCCACGCCCCCGCGGAACGCCUGCCUCACCUGCCCGCAGUGUCACCGCAGCCUGCUGCUGGACGAGCGGGGGCUCCGCGGCUUCCCCCGGAACCGCGUGCUGGAGGGCGUGAUCGAGCGCUUCCAGCAGGGCAAGGCGGCCGCGCUCCGCUGCCAGCUCUGCGAGAAGAACCCCAAGGAGGCGGCCGCCAUGUGCGAACAGUGCGACGUCUUCUACUGCGAGCCCUGCCGCCUGCGGUGCCACCCGCCCCGGGGGCCCCUGGCCAAACACCGCCUGCUCCCCCCGGCACAGGGCCGCAUCAGCCGCCGGCUCAGCCCCCGCAAGAUCGCCACCUGCACCGAGCACGAGCUGGAGAACCACAGCAUGUACUGCGUGCAGUGCACCGUGCCCGUCUGCUACCAGUGCCUGGAGGAGGGCAAGCAUGCCAGCCACGAGCUCAGGGCGCUGGGGGCCAUGUGGAAGCUGCACAAGAGUCAACUUUCCCAGGCCCUGAGUGGGUUGUCAGACAGAGCGAAGGAGGCCAAAGAAUUCCUUGUACAACUGCGGAAUAUGGUCCAGCAAAUCCAGGAGAAUAGCGUGGAGUUUGAAGCCUGUCUGGUCGCCCAGUGUGACGCUCUGAUUGACGCGCUGAACAGGAGAAAGGUUCAGCUUCUCGCUAGGGUUAACAAGGAGCACGAGCACAAGCUGAAGGUUGUGCGCGAUCAGAUCUCUCACUGCACUGUGAAACUGCGCCAGACCACAGGAUUGAUGGAAUAUUGCCUCGAAGUUAUCAAAGAAAAUGACCCCAGUGGCUUUCUGCAGAUUUCAGACGCCCUUAUACGACGAGUGCACCUCACCGAGGACCAAUGGGGAAAGGGAACGCUUACUCCGAGAAUGACAACGGAUUUCGACCUAAAUCUCGACAGCGCGCCUCUCCUCCAGUCAAUUCACCAGCUGGAUUUUGUGCAGAUGAAAGUUCCCUGUCUAGUACCAGCACCCCCAAUUCUGCAGAUGGAGGAAUGUUGCACCCACAAUAACAGUGCCACCUUGUCGUGGAAGCAGCCGCCGCUGUCCGUGGUACAGGCCGAGGGAUACAUUCUGGAGCUGGAUGAUGGCAAUGGCGGACAGUUCAGGGAGGUGUUUGUUGGGAAAGAAACCAUGUGUACCGUGGACGGCCUUCAUUUCAACAGCACGUACAACGCUCGCGUCAAAGCCUUUAACAAGGCCGGGGUCAGUCAGUACAGUAAGACUCUGGUUCUGCAGACCUCGGAAGAACUGGGGCAGGACACAGAAGAGAGAAUUCAAUUCCAGAGAGAAGGGAGGCUACUUAGCUUGUCUGCCACAGAUGUCUCGAGAAUAAUGAGUCCUGUGCCAGGUCCUUAUCCUCGAAUGUCAACUACACUUGCAGCUCGACUGCAACUCAACUCCAUCCCCUCUCCACUCGAAUUCCUUCAACACCCAGAACAGGAAUCAUGUGUUUCCCCAGAUACGUGGAGAGAGCACCCAUGGGUCUGGGUCAAAGUUGAUAUAAAGAAACUGGUGGCAGUUGCCUGGUUCGCCUUUGAUCCCAGCUCAGCGCACUCAGACAUUAUCUUCUCCAAUGACAAUCUGACCGUCACAUGCAACAGCUAUGAUGACAGGGUAGUGCUCGGAAAAACAGGCUUCUCUAAGGGGCUUCACUACUGGGAGCUGACCAUCGACCGGUAUGAUAAUCACCCAGACCCAGCCUUUGGCGUGGCCCGUAUUGAGGUGUUGAAAGAUGUCAUGCUGGGAAAAGACGACAAGGCUUGGGCGAUGUAUGUGGACAAUAACCGCAGCUGGUUCAUGCAUAACAAUUCCCACACCAACAGUGUUCCUUUAAUGAUCGGUGAAAGCAGUUCUGACAGCUGCCACCCGGGAACACAACGAUCUAGGAAGAAUCCAAAGGCUCUGUCAGUAGGAAGCCUGAGACUUCAUUCUGCAUCUUUCAAAUCCAACUUUUCUAAAACCAUCAUCGCCCGAUACCCAUCAAUGGAUUUCAUCCCAUUUAGAGGGACUGAAGGUGGAAUCACGAAGGGAGCGACCGUUGGGGUUCUGCUGGACUUUAACAGAAGAACUUUGACAUUCUCCAUCAAUGAAGAACAGCAGGGACCAGUUGCAUUUGAAAACAUGGAGGGAUUAUUCUUUCCUGCCGUGAGCUUGAAUAGAAAUGUUCAGGUAACACUUCAUACUGGUUUGCCGAUUCCAGAGUUCUAUAGCUCCAGAGCGUCUAUACAGCCUUAAAACAGGCAGUGGGGUGGGAACAUACUUUUCUCUGCCACCCUUUACCUUGAACCCUCAUAAGCAGCAAACAAGCAUUUAACCAUUUGAAAGCCAGAAAAAUGAAAACAAAAUGGCAACUUGGACAUCGGAUAUCCAGAAGGAUAUAAGGAUACGGGGAAGUAGUAGCAGGUCUCUGCGUACAGAGCAACGUGUUCUUUCAAUGUGAAUUUAUGCUUUAGUGUAUUUCUCCCCUGACCUACAGAUUAUUCUAGAUAGCCUGAAUUGUUAGGUCUGGUUUAUUUUUGGUUGUGCGAUACAUUAUUAUUAUUAUACAUAUUUUUUUUUUAAUGUACAGAAAUACAUGCUGUUGUCAUUGAAAACAAACAAAAAAUAUAUGUUGAUUCAGUGGAGUGCCAGAGAGACUUGGAAUUAGUUUUUUUUUUUAAAGAAACUACAAAGCAGGAUGCUAAUGUUACCAGCAAGAAGAUACGUCCACACCUCAGACGUGAAUCAAGAACAGGUUGUAAUUGUCAGGGUUUGACUAAAUGUGAAAUGCCAGUGUUGCACACAAAUGGUUGUUUCCUGAUAUUUUGUUACAAUUAAUAAUAGGACAUUCAUUGCUCUUAUCAUAAUAUCCAUCAGAUCCACUGAAUUAUGGGAAGAAACUCUUGUGUCUGUACUCUAAUCCUCGAUGGACAAUGACUGACUUGGAGCCAAGAUGGAGGCGCCCAGUUGUAGGCUAAAGGAGUGCAGUUUUCUACAUUUUGAAUUACAUUUUUUACACAUUUGUUUCAUGUAGGGAUAAGUAAUCAUAACAUUAAAUAACCUGGGAAGGGACAGUCCCCCUUUAAAGGGACAGUACUGCCCAGCAUGAGCUCAUAUAGUAUGUUCUGUUUAAAGGGACAGUAAUUCUGUCCGUGUCAGUGCUGGUUAUAUUAUUCAGGGAGUGACAUUUCAUAGCUUUGAAUAAUAGUCAUCAAUCUAUCAGAAUUCACAAAAUCAUAGUUUACAGCAAUCCAGCUGCCAUUGGAACCAUCUACAGCAGUGAAAAUCCCAAUAAUUCUUAUCUAAAUUUACAAAACCGUUGACAUCUCCACAUUGAGAAUUAUACAAUUAAAGUGACGCUUGAGCCUUAACUCCACUCCCUUUGAUUCCACGAAGGUCCGUGCCUGUAGGUGCCUCCAUUACAUUCCGCUGUAUCAUUGUUUAGUGAAUGGAAGGAAGCGGCGGUCAUUACAUAACCAGCAAUACGGAAGAAUUUGUAACAACGCAGAAAACAAAUUGAAAAGAUGUCACAUCAGUAUUUCAGAGAUAGAUGAAUGAAUGUAAAUAGGUGAUUUUGCCGUUUGUGUUAAAUAUACAUUAUAUAGAAAGACGACCGUUGCUAAUUUAUUUUAACGGGUGCUAUUGUGUCCACUUUACUGUAUAUCCAUUAGCUAAUCUUAGCUACAGAAGAACUCUGUUGCCGGACAACGCUGACGCGGUUUAUUUUCCAGAAGAGACCCGAUGGCUGGGCCACUGAGGGUUUAAUGACACCCCUCUUAGGAAUCCUCUAUACCCUAACAAAGCUUUUAGAAUCCUAGUGACUUGUAUCAUGUAUUCCCAAUUGUACGUGUAGCUAUCGCUCCCCACAGCCUCUGUAUGAAGGAAGAGAAAUUAUGUUUGCCGUUCCAAUAAAUACAUUUUAUGAAUGAUUCUAGGCGUUGUAUAGCGUUUCAUUCAUAUAGCAACCAGAUUAUUAUAAUUUUGUUUUAUAGCAAAACCUGCUAAACGCAGUUCUGCAAGGUUUUAUUUAAAGGAGCACUAUAGGGUCAGGAACACAAACAUGUAUUCCUGACCCUAUAGGGUCAAAACCACCAUCUAGCCACCCUGGUCCCCUCAUGCCUCCAUAAAUAUAGUAAAAUCGUACUUGUAUUCAAGCCUGAAGCUGUAACUCUGCAUGCUGUUUGCCUCAGAAAAGCAGUCUUCUGACAUCAGAAGUGGUAGCCUGAUCCAAUCACAUUGCUUCCCCAUAGGAUUGGCUGAGACUGACAAAGAGGCAGAGCCAGCACAAUUCAAAC